Messenger RNA from Austrofundulus limnaeus, 434 nucleotides. RefSeq names its product adenylate kinase 7. The record is from RefSeq and is a predicted model, not a curated record. NCBI's taxonomy places the organism in Eukaryota, Metazoa, Chordata, Actinopteri, Cyprinodontiformes, Rivulidae.
AGGUUUCUUUACGUACAGACAGCUCUUUACGUAGGUUUCUUUACGUACGGACAGCUCUUUACGUAGGUUUCUUUACGCACGGACAGCUCGGCAGAACGUUAGCAACCCUUUGGAGUCCUUAGCAACGGUACGGACGAGACGUUGUGUUUGUGCUUUUGUCACGAAAAACUUAAUAAAAUAAACCUUUAAGACGUUUAUUUAUUCAUUAAGUUGUAAAAAUCUGUUUUUAAUAAAUGGAAGAAACAAAGAAACACAAACGGGUUUUCGUGAACGACGUGGACAGAUAUUCUUCGCAGCACAUCGCGAAGUUUUUGUCAACAUGUGAAGCUGGAGAUCUGUCUGAAGAUGAAGAAACUGGACCGGAAGUUGCGUUUCAGGUCGUUGGAACCGUUUCCUCACCUGAGAAGUUAGACUUCCUGCACCAACAGUAUGAU